Molecule: messenger RNA, 2008 nt
Organism: Hevea brasiliensis (rubber tree)
Lineage: Eukaryota; Viridiplantae; Streptophyta; Magnoliopsida; Malpighiales; Euphorbiaceae
Product: tubby-like F-box protein 7
Exons: 4
Coding region: 155-1300 (381 amino acids)
Source: RefSeq, a predicted model, not a curated record
CUCUGUUUCACGCUAACCCUCCCCUCGCCCCCACCCCCGCAACCCCUUCUCUCUCUCUCUCUGGAACACAAAAUCGAGAAAAGGACCAAAAGGCGAAAACUCUCUUCGGCUCUCGGGGGAGGAAAGAAAAAACAAAGGGGAAUUUAUCACUCUAAUGUCUCUGCGGAAAUCUAUUCUCUCUCGAAGGUUCUCCAAGUCGUUCAAGUCUGUUAACAAUCAUAAAAACGACGGUGCUGGAGGAGUGGUGGUGCCCACCGGUCUCGGUGGCGAUGUAUCCGGGGAGUUGUGGGCCGAGUCGGACCCUGUCGAUGGCUGGGCGAGCAUGUUGCCUGAAUUGCUUGGGGAGAUAAUAAAACGAGUGGAGGAGAGCGAUGAUCGGUGGCCUCAGCGACAAGACGUCGUUGCUUGUGCUUGUGUCUGUAAAAAAUGGAGAGAGAUUACGAAGGAGAUCGUUCGGUCUCCACGCAACAUAGGCAGAAUCACUUUUCCUUCUUGCCUUAAACAGCCAGGUCCGCGUGACUUACCUCAUCAAUGUCUUAUAAAACGGAAUAAGAAGACUUCAACGUUUUAUCUCUCUCUUGCUCUUACUCCAUCAUUAAUGGACAAGGGAAAGUUUCUUCUAGCAGCACGGAGGUUUAGACAUGGUGCUCACAUAGAAUAUAUCAUCUCACUUGAUGCAGAAGAUCUAUCCCAAGGAAGUAAUUCAUAUGUUGGAAAAUUAAGUUCGGACUUUCUUGGCACCAACUUUACAAUCUACGACAGCCAGCCACCACACAGUGGUGCAAAGCCCUCAAGUAGCAGAGCUAGCCGCAGAUUUGCGAGCAAACAAAUAAGCCCCCAAGUUCCAGCAGGCAAUUUUGAGGUUGGACAGGUCUCUUACAAAUUUAACCUCUUAAAAUCAAGAGGUCCCAGAAGGAUGGUGUGCUCACUGAAGUGUCCACUAUCACGAGAAACUAUUAAUGAAAAACAUCUUGAAGACUCCGUGAUGAAGGGACCAGAGUCUUCAGUUUCUGGCUAUACAGUUUUGCGCAACAAGGCCCCGAGGUGGCAUGAACAUCUGCAAUGCUGGUGCUUGAAUUUCCAUGGUCGGGUAACUGUAGCAUCAGUUAAGAAUUUCCAAUUGGUUGCAACUGUGGACCAAAGUCAGCCAGGAGGAAAAGGAGAUGAGGAUACUGUCCUCCUGCAGUUUGGGAAGGUAGGAGAUGAUACUUUCACCAUGGACUAUAGGCAGCCAUUGUCAGCUUUUCAGGCAUUUGCAAUAUGCCUUACGAGCUUUGGCACAAAACUGGCAUGUGAGUAGCUUAUAUGCUGUUAUUAUAAUUAUUGAAGUUGUGAGUUAUGUUGGAUGCUUUAAUAUGAGUAGUUCGUUUCACAUCGCCUUUACGAUGUUGGUUUGGUUGGAGGAAACCAAUAAUGUAAAUGUUGUUUAUUGUAUUAAUGACAGGACUCGAAAUUAUUGGUUCCCAACAAUUUUACGUUUACCAAGGAUGGUUUUUGUUUUCUACAUUCAAGUCUCUGAAAAAAAUCACUGUCAACAUUCUUCAUAUGAAGGAUUUGGGUUGUAGAUGCAAGUUGGAUUCUAUGGAAAUAGUAUCCUUUACUAAACUCCUCCGAUUGUGAUUCUGCAUUAACUUAUUAGCAGUCUUGAUAUUUUUUUUUUUAUUGCUGAAGAUAAAAAAUACCAGUUCUUGUACGUAGUUUUAAAUGCCCGUAACCAAAGCCUUGACCACUCCAUGUCCAUGGAUGACUAUUGCAACAUUUGGAAGAUAUCACUCAGAAAUUUUGUGGAGUAGCUGCUAUCUGUUAAUCCCACGAACUGACUUCCGAUCAUAGCAUGUUGCUAAUGAUGAGAGGGGGCUGUAUUAUUUAGUUGAUGGUUAUUAGGUUGAUUCUGUUUUCAUCCUUGAACUUCAAAUCGUUGCUUUUGGUUCCUUUUGUAAUUCCUUAUCUUUUAACUGUUCUUUGUAAUUCCUUUUUAUUUAUUGAAUUUGGAGUAAAUCUUUGAUUA